This is a messenger RNA of Theileria equi strain WA, 3927 nucleotides long. Its product is annotated as p-type ATPase family member protein. The transcript has 7 exons. The record is from RefSeq and is a predicted model, not a curated record. Gene Ontology annotation, cellular component: membrane. Lineage: Eukaryota; Apicomplexa; Aconoidasida; Piroplasmida; Theileriidae. Gene Ontology annotation, molecular function: ATP binding; ATP hydrolysis activity; P-type transmembrane transporter activity. The coding region runs from base 1 to 3927 and encodes 1308 amino acids.
AUGAUAUAUUAUAGUUUUAUAUUGAUAUUACGAUUGUGUUGCAUUUCUGUGCAUUCUCUCGAUCCUGUACAUAACAAGGUCGGUGACGCAGUUUUGUCUUUCGACAGGGACGUUAUUGACCAUUCAACGGGACAUCCAUCCACAAAUUCCAUAUUUUUAGAAUCUUUAAAUAAGGGAAUCUCUUACAAUGAUAAAAUUCACGGUGGAAUAGGUGAUUUAGGCUCUGGUGUGCAUCUUCAACACACUAGUGACCCAAAUGAUGGCAAAGAUAACGAGAAACCAAAGGAUUCUAAAGAUAUAGAGGAUAAAAAUGAACAAAAGAUAAAGCCUAUCCUGAAGAAUGAUGACACUGGGCCCAUAAAGCCACCGAUUUUUAACAAUAGUCGAUGGUGUAAAGCAGACGUUUGUCUAGUAUCAGUUCCUGAAUUACUUCUCUUCAACGCAUUAUCAGUACUCUUCCUUCUAUUCCUAGUGAUAUGGCACUUGGGACUUUUGUUAAGAAACAAAGGGAAGUACGAAGGAUACACCGACUUGUCUACAGUGCGGUCAAACACACCAACAAAUGACCGCAGGACGUUGCUUCAGGAAGGAUACUCAUACACAUUGCCAGGAUGGAUACUUCUCCGGUACAUUAUUCUCUACACAGCAAUAUGCCAAGUUUUUGUUUUAUCCUUUGUUUGCAAUGAGUUGUGCAUUCCUAUGAUAGACGGAGUAAAACAUUGGGACAUGCGUGCUAAACCGUUUUUCAUAUCCUGGUUGAUUGGAUUCCUUACUCUUUUACUCUCGUUUUUGUUCAAAAACACCAAAGUUGGAAAGUAUCUGUUUCUUGCAAGGUCUCCUCUACAUAGUUGUGAGAUUGUCCUCAUUAGCGACUUCAGCAAAUCGUCGGCAUCAACGACUGUAGACCACGAUAUAUUGAGCUUGUCACUUCACUGGAUAUCUACGUUUGCAUCAUAUCUUAAGCUAAUGCUAAAUAUAUCUGACAACAUACUUAAAGUCCCAUUUGAAAAGUAUAAAGCAUCAGUUAAACACUAUUAUAUUGAUGUAAAAUCUAAUGAUACGGAAAGAUAUUUUUUCUACCACUAUGUAAAGUAUACAUACAGCCAUGAUUCCGCAUACUUUGUCGAUGCAUACUGCAAAGUUUCAAACUAUUUAAAAAACACAAACUUGAUAGACCUUCUAGAUAGAGGUGGAUUGACUGAACUAGAAUCUAUGAAGAGAACAGAAGAUGUAGGUAAAAACGUAAUUUCAGUCGAAAAGUUGCCCUUUUCUACUCUACUACAUAGAGAAAUAUCGGACCCAAUUUUCUUCAUGCAACUAUAUCUUACACUAAAGAGUAUAUAUUGGAGAAGUUGUAUAACGGCACCAAUUUGGGGUUUUACUUCAUUGUAUACUAUAUAUAAAAAGGUCAAGAUCAUUCAUGACCAACAAAAUGAUAUAGCUGAACUGGCAACAUCUUCAGCCAACCGACUUGUAACUGUUUUAAGGGAAAACGUUACCAGAGUUGUUCCUGCUACUGACUUGGCUGUUGGUGAUAUAGUUCGUGUGGAUAGUGAUUGGGAAGCUCCAAGUGACAUGAUAAUGUUGAGAGGUGAUGCUAUUGUUGAUGAAAGCUCUGUUACCGGUGAAUCCAUUCCACUUCGAAAGACAAAACUAGCUGUAGACAAGUAUAAUUAUUCCUUAUCCAUUUUUGAUCUUAACAUUGAUUUGGAUAACGAUGAUAUGGUUAACUCUAAAAGUGCCGACGAAGGCCUUAAUGAUCACCUAUUGAAAGCUGGAACUAGGGUUGUCGCAGUUUUGGGAAAUGAUGAGACAGUUGGAUCUGCUGUUGCUGUAGUUAUUGCUACAGGUGCCUUCACUACAAAGGGAAAACAGCUCAAGGGUGUAUUAUUUCCGAAUCAAUUCAGGCUAAAAUAUGAUACACAACUUCCCACUGUGUUCAUAUUAACCUUUAUUUAUGCCAUAAUCUGCUCGUAUUAUCAGAUACAAUUUCUUGGCUGGAAUAUGACUUCGAUUUUCUACAGUAUAGGAACACUUUCUCAGGUAGUUCCUGUCUGGACAAGUACUAUAAUUUCGAUUAGCCAAAGUAGAGCGUGCCAACGUCUAUCAAAAUCAGAAUCUGUAUACUGUAUAGCACCAUCAAGGAUAGCCGUUUGUGGAAAGGUUCGUGUAAUGUGUUUUGACAAAACGGGCACACUGACGAACAAUUCUCUAAUAUUUAACGGCUCACGGUUUGUUGUAUCUAGAGGAAACACUCCAAUAAUGUCACCUGAUGAGAUAUCCCCUACAUUGGAUACAAUUAAAUCCACAAAGAAUAUGGCUACAAACAAAGAUGAAUCCACAAUACGUCAAAUUGUUUCUUUGGCUAUUUCUACUUGUCACUCUCUAUGGCCAAGUAAUACCAAUGAACAAUUUGGAAACCACGUUGAUAAAUCAAUGUUUAGUUCCACUGGAUGUACUGUGGAGCAAUUUAUCGAUGAAGGUGGUGCAACAAGACGAUUCAUCCGAAAUUUUUCUAACAAAGAUUUGGUAAUGGAAGUUCUACGCACUUUUGAUUUUGAUUAUCGUAAAAAGCUCUCAUCAGUUGUGGUUGCAGUUACAGUUGAAAGUGAAGAACCUCUAAUAUUCGCGUUUGUAAAGGGAGCAUUUGAAAAUGUAUCAAAUUGUUGUAUGGGAGGAAAUAGUGAUUUAGGAUUUGUAGCUAAUGCAGAAUCAUCAAACGGUUCUUAUGUCCUAGGAUUAGCGUACAAAAUAAUAGAAAAUGAGAAUAUAGAUGAGCGAGAUGAAGUGGAGAACAAUCUAAAAAUUGGGGGCCUAUUACUUUUCAAUAACGAGGUCAGACCUGAAAGCUUAGACAUUAUUCAAAGUCUUCAUGAGGCUAAAGUACGUCCUGUCAUACUUACAGGUGAUAAUAUAGCAGCGUCACAAUAUGUUGCCCGCACCUGUGGUAUGUUCACAUUGCAGUCACAAGCAGGACCUAUUGCCAAGCUUGAAGGUGGAGAUAUUGUUUGGUUAUAUCCACACCAUGUUGUUGAUGAGGAAAGGCUAUUUUUUACAGAUGAUUACCACGAUUUAUCGCUCACUGGAGAUGCAUUUGAUCAUAUCCAAACGAAUUGGGGAAAUAUACUGAAAAAGAAUGGACGCUUAACCUCAAAUCAGACAGCAAAUGACAAUUUGUUUGAGCAAUUUUUGCUGAGAGUACGUAUUUUUGCAAGACUAAAUCCACAUCAAAAGGUCAGAGUUAUAAACGCAUUCAAAAGUUUGGAGAUUAUAACUGGAAUGUGCGGAGAUGGUACAAAUGAUUGCCUUGCGUUACAAGCUUCACAUGCGGGGAUAUCUCUUACAAGUGGCGCAACAUCAAUGGUGUCGCCAUUCUCAUCAAAAAAUAACAAACUUGAGUCCGUAAUUUCUCUAAUUAGAGAGGGAAGGGGCAGUUUGGUCACUUCUUUGGCAUGUUUCAAGUUCAUGCUCUUAUUUGGACUAAUGAUCGCAUUUGUAAAAGUUACAUUGUUUAGAGAAUGCAGAGGUGUUAUGCCUGAAUGGGGGUACUUGCUUUUAGAGAAUGCUAUAUUGUUAUCUCUAAGUUACACAAUGGCUAUGUCUAGACCUAGUGAUAAACUGAGAAUUAGAUCUCCUACAUCUAGUUUACUCGGUCCUUUGACUCUAUUUUCAGUUGGAAUAAUGUUCUUUAUUAAUAUUUUCUUCCUGUCGCUAAUUUUCAAGUUGUACAACUACCUUGGAGUUCCUUCCAGUUUAGAUUUUAAUCGCAAAAUGAAUAAGGCAGCAUGGUGGAUAUUAUCAGACAAUUUUGAGAGUCCAACGAUAUGUCUGUGGCUUUGCUACCAAGUCGUAAACACAGCAUUAGUUUUCAGUUUUGGUGGAGUAUUCAGGGAGCCCAUUCUUAGAAACCACUCAUUUACAGCGUAA